Molecule: messenger RNA, 6538 nt
Organism: Peromyscus leucopus (white-footed mouse)
Lineage: Eukaryota; Metazoa; Chordata; Mammalia; Rodentia; Cricetidae
Gene: Gapvd1
Product: GTPase activating protein and VPS9 domains 1
Exons: 26
Coding region: 323-4699 (1458 amino acids)
Biological process (GO): regulation of GTPase activity; vesicle-mediated transport
Cellular component (GO): cytosol; endocytic vesicle
Molecular function (GO): small GTPase binding; guanyl-nucleotide exchange factor activity
Source: RefSeq, a predicted model, not a curated record
CACCAGGUACACGGAGAGGUGAGAGCGGGGCUGGGCGGACAGGUCCCGAAGGCGGCUCUACCCGGAGCGGAAGGGCGGCCGCCGGCCGGACCACCGAUCCCAGGGGGCCCCGCGGCGCCGCGCACGCGCACUGGCGAGGGGGCAGCGCCGCCGCAGGAGGCAGGGGAACCGACUGGCGAUCUGUGGCGGCGGCUGGGCGGCGGUGGCAGUUCGCGGCGAGGGCGACGGCUCCGAGGCCGAGUGGCCGUCCGGCGGCGACCUGGGCGCCGUCCCCCGCAUGACCUCAUCGUGAUCAGCCUUUGUACCUUUUCCGAAUUCAAAGAUGGUGAAGCUAGAUAUCCAUACUCUGGCCCACCACCUCAAACAGGAGCGUUUGUACGUGAGCUCUGAGAAACAGCUCAUUCAGAGGCUAAACGCAGAUGUGCUGAAGACAGCUGAAAAGCUGUAUCGAACGGCAUGGAUUGCAAAGCAACAGAGGAUUAAUUUGGAUCGGCUUAUUAUAACCAGUGCUGAAGCUUCCCCUGCUGAGUGUUGCCAGCAUGCCAAGAUUUUGGAAGAUACACAGUUUGUUGACGGAUAUAAGCAACUGGGAUUUCAGGAAACGGCCUAUGGAGAAUUCUUGAGUCGGUUAAGAGAAAAUCCUCGUCUUAUUGCAUCCUCUUUGGUUGCUGGAGAAAAACUGAAUCAGGAGAGCACCCAGAGCGUCAUCCACACAGUGUUUACCUCCUUGUAUGGCAACUGUAUUAUGCAGGAAGAUGAGAGCUACCUCCUUCAGGUGUUACGAUACCUGAUUGAAUUUGAACUGAAGGAAAGUGACAACCCCAGGCGGCUUUUGAGGAGAGGAACUUGUGCCUUCAGUAUCUUAUUUAAACUCUUUUCUGAAGGACUGUUUUCUGCCAAACUUUUCCUUACAGCUACUUUACAUGAGCCCAUCAUGCAGCUCCUUGUGGAAGAUGAAGACCAUCUGGAAACAGACCCCAACAAGCUAACUGAGAGAUUCUCCCCAGCUCAGCAGGAAAAACUCUUUGGAGAGAAAGGCUCAGACAGAUUCAGGCAAAAGGUUCAAGAAAUGGUAGAUUCCAAUGAGGCCAAACUGGUGGCUUUGGUGAACAAAUUUAUUGGUUAUCUCAAACAGAACACGUACUGCUUUCCACACAGUCUGAGGUGGAUUGUGUCACAGAUGUACAAAACUCUGUCUUGUGUGGACAGGCUGGAGGUUGGGGAGGUCAGAGCCAUGUGCACCGACCUUCUGCUGGCUUGCUUCAUCUGUCCUGCAGUUGUCAAUCCAGAGCAGCAUGGAAUAAUCUCGGAUGCUCCUAUCAAUGAGGUGGCCAGAUUUAACCUGAUGCAGGUUGGCCGCCUUUUGCAACAGUUAGCCAUGACUGGCACUGAAGAAGGAGAUCCCCGGACCAAAAAUAGCCUUGGAAAAUUUGACAAAGGCUGCGUUGCUGCUUUCCUUGAUGUUGUUAUUGGGGGCCGGGCCGUGGAGACUCCGCCGAUGUCCUCCGUCAAUCUUCUGGAAGGCUUGAGCAGAACUGUGGUGUAUAUAAGUUACAGUCAGCUUAUUACUCUGGUAAACUUCAUGAAGAGUGUGAUGUCUGGAGAUGAACUGAAAGAAGAUAGAAUGGCUCUUGACAAUCUGUUGGCAAACCUGCCUCAGGCCAAGCCAGGGAAGAGCAGCAGUCUAGACAUGACUCCCUACAGCACUCCUCAGAUGUCUCCAGCAACCACUCCAGCCAAUAAAAAGAAUCGAUUACCUAUAGCAACUCGGAGCAGAAGCCGAAGUAAUAUGCUAAUGGACUUACAUAUGGACCAUGAAGGAUCAUCUCAAGAAACCAUCCAGGAGGUACAACCAGAAGAGGUGCUGGUCAUUUCCUUAGGGACAGGUCCCCAACUUACUCCAGGGAUGAUGUCAGAAAAUGAGGUCCUAAACAUGCAGCUCUCAGAUGGAGGACAAGGAGAUGUCCCUGUUGAUGAAAACAAACUCCACGGUAAACCUGACAAAACCUUGCGCUUUUCCCUCUGCAGUGAUAAUCUGGAAGGCAUAUCUGAAGGUCCUUCUAAUCGCUCCAAUUCAGUGUCUUCUCUUGACCUGGAAGGAGAGUCUGUAUCUGAGCUUGGGGCAGGACCUUCUGGGAGUAAUGGAGUCGAAGCACUACAGCUGCUAGAACAUGAGCAAGCUACAACCCAAGAUAAUCUUGAUGAUAAGCUGAGGAAGUUUGAGAUUCGUGACAUGAUGGGACUAACAGAUGAUAGGGACAUAUCAGAGACAGUGAGUGAGACCUGGAGCACCGAUGUCCUGGGAAGUGACUUUGACCCAAACGUUGAUGAAGAUCGUUUGCAAGAGAUUGCAGGUGCAGCAGCAGAGAACGUGUUAGGCAGUUUGCUGUGCCUCCCUGGUUCAGGGUCAGUUCUCCUUGACCCUUGCACUGGCUCUACCAUAUCAGAGACCACAAGUGAAGCUUGGAGCGUAGAGGUAUUGCCAAGUGACUCAGAGGCUCCAGACUUAAAACAGGAGGAGCGCCUCCAGGAGCUGGAGAGCUGUUCUGGACUGGGCAGCACAUCUGAUGAUACGGAUGUCAGGGAGGUCAGUUCCCGCCCCAGCACACCAGGCCUCAGUGUUGUGUCCGGUAUAAGUGCUACAUCAGAGGAUAUUCCCAAUAAGAUAGAAGACCUGAGAUCUGAGUGCAGCUCUGAUUUUGGGGGUAAAGAUUCUGUAACUAGUCCAGACAUGGAUGACAUAGCCCACGGUCCCCACCAGCUGACCUCUCCUCCCUCUCAGUCAGAGUCUCUGCUUGCCAUGUUUGAUCCACUGGCUUCCCAUGAUGGGGCCUCUGCUGUGGUAAGGCCGAAGGUUCACUAUGCCCGGCCCUCGCAUCCGCCCCCGGAUCCUCCAAUCUUGGAAGGAGCAGUGGGAGGAAAUGAGGCCAGGCUGCCCAACUUUGGUUCUCACGUCUUAACUGCAGCUGAAAUGGAGGCGUUCAGGCAGAGGCACUCGUACCCAGAGAGACUGGUUCGCAGCCGCAGCUCUGACAUAGUGUCUUCUGUCCGACGGCCCAUGAGCGACCCCAGCUGGAACCGCCGUCCAGGAAAUGACGAACUCCCUCCAGCUGCUGCCACCGGUGCUACUUCUUUGGUGGCUGCGCCUCACUCAUCAUCUUCUUCCCCGAGUAAGGACUCUUCAAGAGGAGAGGCUGAAGAGCGCAAGGACAGUGACGAUGAGAGGUCGGACAGGAGCAGGCCUUGGUGGAGAAAACGCUUCGUGUCAGCUAUGCCUAAAGCUCCUAUACCAUUUAGAAAGAAAGAAAAACAAGAAAAAGACAAAGAUGAUCUGGGGCCUGACAGAUUCUCAACACUCACAGACGAGCCCAGCCCUAGGCUCAGUGCACAGGCUCAGGUUGCUGAAGAUAUCCUGGACAAAUACCGGAAUGCCAUUAAACGGACCAGCCCCAGUGAAGGAGCCAUGGCAAAUGAUGAGAGUGCAGAGGUCAUGGGUGACGGUGAAAGUGCUCAUGACUCCCCUCGUGAUGAAGCCCUGCAGAACAUCUCAGCUGACGAUCUCCCAGACUCUGCCAGCCAAGCAGCCCACCCUCAGGAUUCUGCUUUCUCUUACAGAGAUGUGAAGAAGAAGCUGAGGCUUGCACUUUGCUCUGCGGACUCGGUGGCCUUCCCGGUGCUGACCCAUUCAACAAGGAACGGAUUGCCGGACCACACAGACCCGGAAGACAAUGAAAUUGUAUGCUUCUUAAAAGUUCAAAUAGCUGAAGCAAUUAAUUUACAAGAUAAGAACUUAAUGGCUCAACUUCAAGAAACAAUGCGUUGUGUGUGCCGCUUUGACAACAGGACUUGUAGGAAGCUGCUGGCAUCCAUUGCUGAAGACUACAGGAAAAGAGCCCCGUAUAUUGCUUAUCUCACCCGCUGUCGACAAGGACUGCAGACCACACAGGCGCACCUGGAAAGGCUCUUGCAAAGAGUUCUGCGGGACAAAGAAGUAGCCAAUCGGUACUUUACCACCGUCUGCGUGCGGUUACUGCUUGAGAGCAAAGAAAAGAAGAUCAGGGAGUUCAUUCAAGACUUUCAGAAACUUACUGCUGCUGACGACAAAACAGCUCAAGUGGAGGAUUUUCUGCAGUUCCUGUACGGCGCCAUGGCUCAGGACGUCAUCUGGCAAAACGCCAGUGAGGAGCAGCUGCAGGAUGCUCAGCUGGCCAUCGAGCGGAGUGUGAUGAAUCGGAUCUUCAAGCUUGCUUUCUACCCUAACCAGGACGGGGACAUACUCCGCGACCAGGUUCUGCAUGAACAUAUCCAGAGAUUAUCUAAAGUAGUGACGGCAAACCACAGAGCUCUGCAGAUACCAGAGGUUUAUCUUCGUGAGGCCCCAUGGCCAUCUGCACAGUCAGAAAUCAGGACAAUAAGUGCUUACAAAACUCCCCGGGACAAAGUGCAGUGCAUCCUGAGAAUGUGCUCCACCAUCAUGAACCUCCUGAGCCUGGCCAACGAGGACUCUGUCCCUGGGGCAGAUGACUUUGUCCCUGUGUUGGUGUUUGUGCUGAUAAAGGCAAACCCGCCCUGCCUGCUGUCCACCGUGCAGUACAUCAGCAGCUUCUACGCCAGCUGUCUGUCUGGAGAGGAAUCGUACUGGUGGAUGCAGUUCACAGCAGCAGUGGAGUUCAUUAAAACCAUCGACGACAGGAAGUGACCAAGACCAGGCCCACCAAGGCAUCAGACUGUAGCCAGAAGACAGUGUAGCAGCUACUUUGAAAGCUGAAGAUUGUUCUGUCUCACAUGUACAGCUUCCAGAUGUUUCCACGUGGCUCUUCCUGAGCAGAUUAACAAGCUAACACGCUGGCUCUCUUUCCUUUCCGCCUUUCUGAGUUGCAUAUUUUAUUUCUUGUCCCCAAAUAGAGAGUAGUACUGCAAAAGGGACCAUGUUUUUCCAGGUGUUUUAAAAUAUUAAAAAACAGAACAGAAUCUUUUAGGAACUGUCCAGAUCUCCUUUCAUGGAUUCCCCGCCCGUCCCUUUCAUUUUAGAAAGAACAGUGUACGUCUUGUAAGACCCUGUCUCAGCGUUGGAGCAGGCGGCCAGCUACACUGAGGAUUUCAGGAGCAGUGUGCUACAGCCUUCCCAUAGAUACACUCUCCUGAGUUGAAAAGCUAAGAAGGAUAUGUAAAUAUAAUAUAUAUUUGUAUUUGAUGUAAUAUGGGCAUCUUCAGACUCUAAUAAACAAGGACAGUUGCUGAGAGUAGGCUGUGACAUUCCCUCUUGUGAAAUGGUUUCCUUGACAACAUUUAAGCUGAGCUUAAAAGCAAAACCAGAAAUAUUUAUUAGUGUAAAAUACAGUUUAUUACUCUCCACAUAUGGAGUUUGAUGGGGAAGUGGUGUAGGCGUGUGCCACCACCGACAUGUGUUGAGCCUGCACAUCAGGACAGACCCUACCAUGCGUUACAUAGGAUGGGCGGUACAUGGCAAGGUGUGCCGUGCCCUGUGCACCUGCACGGAGCGGAAGCCACAGACAGGGCUCCUUUCAGACCCUUAAUUGUCAUCUGUUUUUGAUGAUUAUUCACAUUGAAUGCACAGACCAGGAAUUCAGUGAAUGUCAUUUUUUAAAACUAAUUUAUAUCGUCUGCUCUACUGAUCCAGGUUUUACUAGUGUUAAACUAUUUUGAUCAGCCACACUAUUCUUAUGGGGAAAAAAAAUCUAUUUUGGCAGGUUUCUGUGCCUUUAUUGCCCUCUUCUGAAAAAAAAAAAAAAAGAAAGAAAGAAAGAAAGAAAGAGAAAAGGGUCUCCAUAGUUUGGUUUGCAUUGUACAUGAGUAAUGAAUCAGGAAUGGGCUUUGGUGCCUGAGAGGCUGGCCCAGGGGGCUCAGCAGAGCUUCAAGCACAAGUCUUGUCCACAGGCCAUCAUUGACUGGUUCCACCUCUCAUGCUUCCUAAACAAGUUUAGCUUUUAUGGCAAAUGCUGCAACCCCGUACAACAAGUCCCUUGUUGCUGGCAGCAAUCCGGCCAUCGUCUAAGGGCCUGAGCUGACCAACCACGGGCAGACAGAUAACAAGGCUCCCCUCUCUGAGAACUGGGCCACACCGUGCCAAAAGAAGCUGGGUCUUCCUCAUGCUUCCUCCUCUUCUCAUUCCCGUUAAAAUCCCAGAAUAGGAAUUUACAUAGGAGUGUGGUUUCUGCCUUUUAGGGAGAGAUCAAAACUAGAACCACAAAUUCCUUUCGAAUGUUGGUCAGGAAAUCUAUGGACUGGAUGGGCUGUCAUCGUCAAGCUUGCCUUGGUGUCAAAGGUACGUCCCAUCAUAGGUGCAGUGCAAGCCAAACUAGGACGUGGGUCUGCAGCUCGAUGGGAUCUUAACAUCCACUUCAGCACCGAUUCAGUAAAUGUUAAGUCAACAGCAGAUUCUGACUAGUUGGAAUUCAUUGUUAAUGGGACUUAACUUGUAAGUCAAUGAGAGAUUUUUCUCUCUCUCUCUGUAAUGGUAGCUAAAUAUAUUCCAUGUUAUCACUGUGGAAAUAAAUAUGAAGAUAUGGACGUUGCA